This is a messenger RNA of Jaculus jaculus (lesser Egyptian jerboa), 1473 nucleotides long. RefSeq names its product sterile alpha motif domain containing 5 (gene Samd5). Bases 285 to 785 code for a protein of 166 amino acids. The record is from RefSeq and is a predicted model, not a curated record. Gene Ontology annotation, molecular function: protein binding. The transcript is spliced from 2 exons. NCBI's taxonomy places the organism in Eukaryota, Metazoa, Chordata, Mammalia, Rodentia, Dipodidae.
GCCGGGAGGAGCGGCUCGCCCAGCCCAGCGCCCGCGAGCUCCGGGGCGGCUCGGGGAAAUCCUGUGUAGGGCUCGCCACUCUCUCUCUCGGGCUGCUUCCGAUAGCUUUCACUCUCCAGCCUCAACCGAUCUUUUAACCGGGAAACUUUUCCCCUGCCGUUUCUUUUCUCCCUCCAACCCACCAACAUCGGAGCCGAGAGGAUUCAAAAGUUGCAAAAGGACCGGUGUAAGCCGGUGCCACCCCGGGCUCACCGGGUUAGGUGUUCGAGACCAGCGUCGUCACCAUGUGCACCAACAUAGUUUACGAGUGGCUGAAAGCGUUGCAGCUCCCGCAGUACGCGGAGUCCUUCGUGGAUAACGGCUACGACGACUUGGAGGUUUGCAAACAGAUCGGGGACCCGGACCUGGAUGCCAUCGGGGUACUGGCCCCCGCGCACCGUCGCCGCAUCCUGGAGGCUGUGCGCCGGCUGCGGGAGCAGGACGCCGCGGCCGCCGGCCUCUACUUCACGCUGGAGCCGCAGCCCGCGACGCCCGCCGACACCCACCGGGGGGAACCGGGUGGUGGCCCGACCCUGGGCACUCGUGGGGAUCCCCGGGGCCAGGCGACAGCCCCCCGCAGCAGGGAACUGGUGAGCUAUCCCAAGCUGAAGUUGAAGGUCAUGAUCAGGGAUAAGCUGGUUCGAGACGGCAUCCACCUGAGCAAGCCCCCGUAUUCCCGCAAGGUCCCAAUGGCUGGCAUCCUAGAGUACUUAAUGAAUUGGCCGAAGUCAUCACAGAACCGCUAGAUAUCAUUUUUGAGAACUCGUGGAGGACUGGUGAGGUGCUGAAGACUGGAAAAGGGCAUAUUUAGAACCUUCUUUCACAAAGGGAACUGGAUGGUGACCCUGGAAAUAUUCGUCAGCUUAACUUUUGGCUUGGAAAAUUCUGGAAUAAUCAACUUAGUAAACUGGGUAACUGACUUUUAGUAGCUAGAAACAAGGCAGUGAAAUACUGUACCUGAAGAAAUACCGAGUUCAGCUUUAAAAGCAUACAGCACAUGGGGCGCAGUCUUUAUAUCUCUUGGGAUUCUCACCUUUGUUCUGUGAAUUCUUCAUGAAAAUAGAUGGGUUGACUAAGGCACUUGAGUAAUUACUAAUUUUAAGUAUAAUAUUAAAAAUUAGGUUUCUGACAACUAGUUAUUAUAUCAUUUCCAAAUUAGCUUUUAUCUUGAGAACAGUAGCUUUCAUUUGAUAGUUUAACAUGCAUUUUUAUCUCACUUCAUGUAGGACUCUGUUUUAAUUAAGUGACGAUACUUCUUAUAACUCUAUGUAGACUAGUUUGGUGAAGGAAGUCUUAUUUUAGGGUACUUGAUAUAGUUAUUUCAUGUAUAGGUAUAAUUGUAGAGCUGGCAAAUUGAUAUACUUUGCCCCCCAAAAGAAAAUUUCUUCAAUUUGAUCUAUUUGAAGUAAAACUAUUAGGAGUAUUGUGCUCUGA